AUGUGUCUGGUCCAUAGGGGGGAUUAUAGUUUUACUAUUUUUUCCUCCGCCCAGUUUCACUAUAAGGGCCAGACACGCAGAUAUACAGAGAGGAGAAGGAGAGGAGAAGCCGAGCUCGAACAAAGUGUUGUGACCAUCACUGUUUGUGUUACACUGGAGUUUUUUUUGGAGAUGGAUGGAUUUAUUAAGAUGGAGAGAGAAAAGUUCCCAUUCACUAUUGAAAAUAUACUGAACAAAUACCCCAAUGGUAAUGGGGAGAGCCGGGCAUUUGGAGCAAGUGGUGGUGGAUUAAAGGAGAAGGCGGGGAGGUCAGGGAGUCCUGCUGGAGGCCAGACUGAGUCCACUCCUCACACUUGCUUGUGCUGCUGCUACUGCUCUCGCUGUGGAGACGUGUUCCAGACUGACUUUAUUCAUGACAGUUGUCAGUAUGGAUGGUCUGCAGGAAUGCUCUCGGAGCCGUGCAGGCUGGGAGACAGUCGCAGAGAGGAGCAGGCAGUCAGUCAGGUCCAGAGACGCACCAGACGUCACCGCACUAUUUUCACCGAGGACCAGCUGGACGCUCUGGAGGAGCUCUUCCUCCAGAAUCAGUAUCCAGAUGUGAACACGAGGGAAAAGCUAGCACAGCGCACUCAUUUACGAGAAGAACGGGUAGAGGUUUGGUUUAAAAACCGAAGAGCAAAGUGGAGGCGUCAAAAACGACUAACAUUCGGUGUGGGAGACAUCGAAAACUGAAACUUGUAUAUGGACUACAGAAUUAAGACAGAGAAGAGAGUGUGUGUCUGUGUCUGUGUGUGUGGUGUGUGUGUGAGAGAGAGAGAGACAGAGAGCGAGAGAGAGAGAGAGAGAGAGAUUUAUAGAAACAGGGAGAAAUGCCAGGGAUGCUGGACAAAUUUGAUCUUGGGAUUUUUUCAGAAACCUCAUUUCUGAUGACUUUUUGUCUGAUGAAUAGUGAUUACCAUCAACCAUUACAGUCAGCGCAAUCCUUAGUCAAUUAAUAAACAAAUGUGGAGCCUUUUUUUUAUCAGUUUCAAGAAACAGGAUUUGGAGACAAUUUUGGUAAUUAUGAAACCGAGCGACUAAGUAUUUGACACAGGGACUCA
Myripristis murdjan (pinecone soldierfish) is the source of this 1100-nucleotide messenger RNA. Its product is annotated as homeobox protein goosecoid-2. Gene Ontology annotation, molecular function: RNA polymerase II cis-regulatory region sequence-specific DNA binding; DNA-binding transcription factor activity, RNA polymerase II-specific. Gene Ontology annotation, cellular component: nucleus. Lineage: Eukaryota; Metazoa; Chordata; Actinopteri; Holocentriformes; Holocentridae. The record is from RefSeq and is a predicted model, not a curated record. Gene Ontology annotation, biological process: regulation of transcription by RNA polymerase II.